CCGGAGCCACGUCGUGUCGACGUGGUGAUACUUGGGGGUGGUCCAGCGGGACUCGCCACGGCCCUGGCGCUUCGACGCGUGCUUGGGCCAGCAGUGACCAUCGCGGUGCGUGCGUGCUUGCCCAUGAUGGUAGUAAUACGUUUUCCUGAGUGACUUGCAAGCGCUGUUGUCAUGAGCUGGAGCUCGCUGACCACGCACGCUACCUACGGUUUCGCCCCACGGGCUUUGCAAGCGAGGUGUUUGGCGAUUGUGCGCGCUGCAGGUGUUUGAAAGCCGCCUUCCCGGGGAUACAGGCUCCGGUAUAGAGAUGUCCACGAACGGCCUGAGGGCGCUAGAAGCCAUCAGCCCAAAGCUCCUGCACAGCUUCUACGAGGCUGGAGACUACCAGCUGGCUUUUAACCACCACCACGAGGAGACGGGCGAGCUGGUCAAGUCCUUUGACAUGCAGCCCAUGUGCGCGGCGCAGCGUGCAGCGGGCGCGCUGCCGCCGCUUAAAAUGCGCUGGUGGUACAUCACGCGCGCUUUGGAAGAGGCGCUGCCAGAAGGCAUGCUGCACUUCGGUCACAAGCUGGUGGAGUGCGUUGACCUGAUGGGGCCUCAGGGCCAAGCCGCGUCGUCGGCUGUCGGGGCUGCAGGAUCAGGGGCAGCCGAGAGCAACUCGGCCACCUACCGCUACGAGCUUUCCUUCCGCCACAGCGGUCCCGGCGCUACGGCGUCCAGCGCCGCAGAAGGCACCGAGGCCGGCAUGACCACCGCUACCACCACUGUGGUAGCCAAGUGGCUGAUAGGCGCCGACGGCGGCUUCAGCCGCGUCCGGCGAACAGUGCGUAAGGGCGCGAUGAAUGGGCUAUUAUUCAUGUGGGUCGGGCUGGAGGUGGCGGCGGUGGGCGACGGCCGGGCGCCCGCCUUCCUGGGCACCUUCAGCUGGUGGGGCAGCGCCACCGAGUCCCAGCUGGCGGCGGCGGGCGCGGACUGGCCGCUGCCGCUGCGAGGGCCGCCGCAGCCGCUCACACGCAACGCCACCUACAUGCCGCCCGCCAAUCGGCUCAGCACCACCGGCUCACGCAACCUGCUCACGUUCCGGAAUCCACCUUGUGACCUGAGGGCCACUCGUGACGGCGGGGAGGGCUGCCGGGAGGAUGUGGCGCUGUGGUACAUGGAGGCGCAGGCCGAGGCUAUGGAAGCGGAGGGUGUUGACGCUUCGCCGGAAGGUCCCCUUCUGCGCCAUGCGGCUGAUGACGGUGGGGCCGUGGCUCUGGCUCGCGCCCUCCGCAUGGCCUCGCACCUGCCGCCCGACGUGCGCGCCUUCAUGGCCGCCACGCCGCCACACCGCGUGCUGGAGAAGGCGCUGCACUGCCACCCGCUGGAUCAGCAGCAGCACGCGAGCUGGACCAAUGGCCGCGGGAUGGUGCUGGUGGGUGACGCAGUGCACACAAGCGGGCGGCCAGACGGACAGGGCGGCAACCUCGCGUUUGAGGACGCGGCGGAGCUGGCGGCGCACGUGCGGCGACACGGGCUGGGCCAGCAGGCGUUCGAUGCCUUCGCAGCAGCCCGCCUGCCGCGCGUCACGGCCAUCCGGGGCGACUGCAAGCCGCCAUUUGCGGUGCGCAAGGCGCUGGUGGACGGGUCGGCCUUCGAGCCGCUGUGGGGGCCGCAGGACCUGCCGUCGGCGCAGGAGCUGGAGGAGCUGGGGUUGGAGCCCGAGCGCCCGGGGCCAGCGGGGGAGAGCAGCGGCCACAGUAGCAGCAGCGCGGGCACGGUCAGCGAGGAGCAGAGGCAGAGGGUGCUGGCCUGGUCGUUGCGGCGGUGCUGGCAGAUCGCAGACCGGCGCACGGGCGGGCUGCUGGGAGCGCCGCCGGCAGCUGGUGCCGCCUUGGUGCCGCAGCAGGCGCAGCAAGAAGGGCAGGUGGCUGCAGCGUCAGUGCGUGCGUGAGCUGUCAAGUGAUAUGGUGUGUUACGUUCAUGAUCAGGGGUGCCCUGUUCAUGAUAGGAGAGUGCGCUAUCGGAAUCACUCAAGCUACUACUAGGGGCGCGCAGGCGAGCAUUCGUGAGCACACCCAGGUCAGCGAUGGAGGCGGUGCGCCGGUGCGGCGCGCGCGCCAUGUUGGUUCGAGUGCGGCAAGGGACCAAGCGUGCAUGUACGGUAUAGGGGCUGGCCUGGCUGCUCAGGGUUCCGAUGAUGCUGGCACUGCUUCUGUACAGAGC
Chlamydomonas reinhardtii is the source of this 2205-nucleotide messenger RNA. RefSeq lists its product as uncharacterized. Bases 308 to 1933 code for a protein of 541 amino acids. NCBI's taxonomy places the organism in Eukaryota, Viridiplantae, Chlorophyta, Chlorophyceae, Chlamydomonadales, Chlamydomonadaceae. The transcript has 8 exons. The record is from RefSeq and is a predicted model, not a curated record.